AGAGGACCCACUGAUGAGUUGUAUCCAAGCUUAUCCAUAUCACUAUCUCAGUCAACUCUUUUUCCCCUCCUUCUCUAUCCAUAUAUUCACCCAUUUUUUGUUCUUUGGAUAAUAAUAUGUCAUUUUAUUAUAUUAUUCAACGAGUGCUUCCCUGGUUUACCAGAGGAAAUCGGAAACGAGUGCUUGACUUGGUUUCAUUAUUCAACUCACAGACUCGCAGUUCGGGUUUGUCGACGAUGGCAAGAGCUUCUCCAAAGCAAAGAGUUUUACUAUCACAGAAAGCGUAACGGAUAUACCCAAAAAGCAGCUUGCUUGAUUCAGUUACUUAAGUGCGACUCCGAUCCUGAUAGGUCCAAACCAGUUGGUCCCCCAAGAUAUGGGAUCACCGUGUUUGAACCCGUAAGUGGAACCUGGGGUCGACUUGACCCGGUCCCUAAGUACCCUAAUGGGCUUCCUUUGUUUUGUCAGAUAACGAGUUGUGAAGGAAAGAUUUUAGUGAUGGGAGGGUGGGACCCAACGAACUACGAGGCAGUGCGGGACAUGUUCAUAUACGAGUUCACAACUCAGAGGUGGAGACAAGGGAAGCAGAUGUCGGAAACUCGAUCCUUCUUUGCAGCUGGUGAGUUGGAUGGACGCAUUAUCGUAGCGGGUGGUCACGAUGAGCACAAGAACGCUUUAAGAACAGCGUGGGAAUAUGAUGCAAGGAUGUUUGAGUGGAAAGAGUUAAAACCGAUGAGCGAGGAGCGAGACGAGUGUCAAGGGGUGGGGAUUGGGUCGGAAUUCUGGGUGGUGAGUGGAUAUUGUACGGACAAUCAAGGACAAUUCGAGGGGAGCGCCGAGGUAAUGGAGUUAGAGACAGGUCAAUGGGCCAGAGUAGAGGAGGCUUGGAAGGCUAGCCAGUGCCCAAGGUCUUGUGUCGGAGUUGGAAAAGAGAAGCAGCUCUUCAGCUGGGCAGACUGUGAUUCGGCAAUACGAGCUGGUGUUUGCUCGGUCCCCUUGGGAGAGUGGACAUUUGUGUCUGGAUCAGCUCAUCAGGGUGGUCCAACAGGGUUCUUUUUGGUUGAUCAACAAACUGGAAAGUUCAACACCAUAGACGGAAUUUCACAACAGGUUUCUGGCUUCAUACAAUCCGGUUGUUGUGUAGAUAUCUAAGCGAAGCUGCCGUGUUCAGUCCUUCGGUGAGCAAAAGCUCACAGUAACAUGUGGAUAUAGUAAAAUAUAGCAAGGAUUAGGCAGGAGUAUAGCAUUUGUUAUCAUCACCGCAUCAAGGAAAUCUAGCGGCAUCAUGAUAAGAGUGUAUUUCUUAUUUCUGUAUUAAAUUUCGUGACAUGAAUCUGUACAUUACCCUUGCCUUGUCUGUAUAUACUUUCUUCUUCCA
Messenger RNA from Gossypium arboreum, 1378 nucleotides. Its product is annotated as F-box/kelch-repeat protein At1g15670-like. The annotation marks the transcript as partial. Lineage: Eukaryota; Viridiplantae; Streptophyta; Magnoliopsida; Malvales; Malvaceae. The record is from RefSeq and is a predicted model, not a curated record. Gene Ontology annotation, molecular function: protein binding. The transcript has a single exon. Gene Ontology annotation, biological process: negative regulation of cytokinin-activated signaling pathway; regulation of phenylpropanoid metabolic process.